This is a messenger RNA of Marmota flaviventris (yellow-bellied marmot), 777 nucleotides long. RefSeq names its product fibroblast growth factor binding protein 3 (gene Fgfbp3). Gene Ontology annotation, molecular function: growth factor binding. NCBI's taxonomy places the organism in Eukaryota, Metazoa, Chordata, Mammalia, Rodentia, Sciuridae. The record is from RefSeq and is a predicted model, not a curated record. Gene Ontology annotation, biological process: cell-cell signaling.
AUGAGUCCUCCGAGACUACAACCGUCUCUCUCGCUGCUGCUGCUGCUGCUGCUGGGCGGUUGCUUCCACGCUGCUGCCCGGAGGGACAAGGGGGCAGCUGGCAGCGUGGUGAAAACGUCCUCUGGCUCUAUGGGUGGCUCUUCUGGUCGUUUCAUGAGCCCGGAGCAGCACGUGUGCAGCUGGCAGCUCCUGCUGCCCACCCCAGGGGCCACCGCCGGCAGCGAAUUGGCGCUGCACUGCCUGGGCCCGGACGGGGCGCGCCACCAGUGUGCCUACCGAGGAAAGCCAGAGCGCUGCGCCGCCUACGGGGCUCGCGGCUCCCACUACUGGAAGCAGGUGCUGGGCGGGCUACGUAAGAAACGGCGGCCCUGCCACGACCCUGCGCCUCUCCAGCCCCGCUUGUGCGCUGGCAAGAAGGGCCACGGCGCCGAGCUGCGCCUGGUGCCCGGCGCGUACCUCCCCGCCCGCCCCACCGCCGCUGGCUUCCCCCGGGAACCCAGGCUAAGGGUCAGGAGCCGGGGGCUGCCCCGGCAGCCUGCGCCCGACCCUGCGGCGGCGGCUCCACCUCCCGCGAACUCGCUGCCCAAGGAAAAGCCCUUCGAGAGGAAGACCAGAGCAGGCAAGAGGAAGGGGACCUCGGGCCCCUUGGAGGAGCGACCCAAGGGGACCGGGACCGGCUCCGAAGGGCUGGAGGAGAACGCACAGCUCACGGAGACCUAUUGCGCUGAGAAGUGGCACUCCCUCUGCAACUUCUUUGUGAAUUUCUGGAACGGCUGA